Messenger RNA from Dovyalis caffra, 369 nucleotides. The record is from the annotation of a GenBank genome assembly. NCBI's taxonomy places the organism in Eukaryota, Viridiplantae, Streptophyta, Magnoliopsida, Malpighiales, Salicaceae.
AUGGCAACAGCCUCAGCAACACUUUCUCCAGCAACACUUGCUGCUGCCACAGUUAGCAGUCCUAAGAGGAAGCAAACCAAUGUACAUUACAUAACAGGACUGAAUUCUUUUGGUGGGCUAAAAGCUCACAACAGUGUGAGUUCAUUAGGCCUGUCAGUAUGCACUGAGCAGUCCUUCGCAAAGGUGGUCAGCUCAUUGAGAGCUCCGUCAAAAGGUAAAGGGAGAAGUGGGGGUGCGCUUUCUUCAACCUGCAGUGAUGUUGGUGAGAUAUUUAGGAUAGCGGCAAUCAUGAAUGGGCUUGUUCUUGUUGGAGUUGCAGUGGGAUUUGUUCUUCUUCGAGUCGAAGCUUUUGUGGAGGAGACUGAAUGA